AUGCGACAGCAGCGCAAGAACUUACAGCCUAGCGAGCAGAAGCAGCCAAACUGGGCCCUGGCCCGACUAGAAGCGACAAGUCAUGGAGUCGCUGGUCUCCGUGGCUAUCGGCUCUUCAAGGGCCCCCUGGGCACCGGCAUCAGUCAGCGCCUUGGUGGCGGCGGGAGCUUGAGCAUGGGAGGUUUGAACAGCUUUGGAGGAUUCGGACACUCUGGUGGUGGCUUCGGCAGCGGUGGCUUCAGCACCGGCAGCUUCGGGGGAGGCGGUUUCGGUGGUGGAAGCUUCGGAGGCGGCGGCGGCAAGCGACAUCAAGUCUACAUUGUGGAAUAUGUCCGAACAAUCAGAAGCAUCUCAUUUGAGAUUGAUGAGCUCAAGCUAAUAUGUCAGCCGAGCAAGAAGGGCCACGGUUCUGGCUUCGGCAAGUCGUCAGGAGGAGGCUUCGGCACGGGGCCUAUCUAUAUCAUCCAGCAGAUUAGCGGCGGUGGGGGGUUCGGUGGAGCUGGUUUCGGCGCAGGGUGGAAGCCCGGGGGUAUGGGCGGAUUCGGUGGUGGUGGAUGGAAGGCCACUGGGGUGGUGGUGGUGGUGGGGUGGAAGGCGACUGGAGGUUCCGGUGGCGUGUGGAACAUGGGAGGUGGCUUCGGCGGCGGCUGGAAGUCGGCAGGUGGUGGAGUAGGAGGAGGAUGGAAGACUGGAGGUGGAGGAGGUAUGAGUGACACCUACGUAGUGAUCACCAGCAAAAACAGUGGUAGUGGAGGCAGCGGCUGGUGGUGA
Rhipicephalus sanguineus (brown dog tick) is the source of this 771-nucleotide messenger RNA. RefSeq lists its product as uncharacterized. The transcript has 4 exons. NCBI's taxonomy places the organism in Eukaryota, Metazoa, Arthropoda, Arachnida, Ixodida, Ixodidae. The record is from RefSeq and is a predicted model, not a curated record. Bases 1 to 771 code for a protein of 256 amino acids.